Phanerochaete carnosa HHB-10118-sp is the source of this 657-nucleotide messenger RNA. RefSeq lists its product as uncharacterized. The transcript has 4 exons. Lineage: Eukaryota; Fungi; Basidiomycota; Agaricomycetes; Polyporales; Phanerochaetaceae. Gene Ontology annotation, molecular function: oxidoreductase activity, acting on paired donors, with incorporation or reduction of molecular oxygen; heme binding; iron ion binding. The annotation marks the transcript as partial. The record is from RefSeq and is a predicted model, not a curated record.
AGAACCUCGAGUGAACCAGACGACCUGCUGACGCUCCUGAUCCAGGCAAACAUGUCAACAGACAUCCUUGAGGACCAGCAACUGACAACGAGGUCGUCGCACGUGAAUAUCUCACUCACUUUCUGCGUUUUCAGAAGAAGACUGACCCGUCGGCCCGGUAUGCAGCGCAAGCUGCGCGUGGAGCUGCUGCAGGUGGCCACAGACAGCCCGACGAUGGAUGAGUUGAAUGCGCUGCCGUACCUGGACACGGUCGUGCGCGAAACGAUGCGGCGCCACCCACCGGUGCCAGCAAUGGCGCACCAGGCGUUCGUGGACGACGCCAUCCCUGUAGACACACCAUACAAGGACAGAUACGGUCGGGUGCGUGAUCACAUCGAGAUCAAGAAGGAUGACCUCGUCGUCUUGCCAAUCAUAUCUCUGAACCGGCGCAAGGAGAUCUGGGGCGAGGAUGCACAUGAGUUCAAGCCUGAGUGCUGGGAACACAUCCCCAAGGUGGCGGCAAGUGUGCCUGGUGUGUGGGGCAACCUGCUCACGUUCAUGGGCGGGCCGCGGGCAUGCACUGGCUACCGGUUUGCUCUCGUCGAGACCAAAGCGUUGCUGUUUGUGCUUGUCCACGCUUUCGAGUUCAAGCUCGCCAUCCCGGCUGAGAAUAUUUAG